Molecule: messenger RNA, 651 nt
Organism: Ogataea haglerorum
Lineage: Eukaryota; Fungi; Ascomycota; Pichiomycetes; Pichiales; Pichiaceae
Exons: 1
Coding region: 1-651 (216 amino acids)
Cellular component (GO): ribonucleoprotein complex; nucleus; cytoplasm
Molecular function (GO): mRNA binding
Source: RefSeq, a predicted model, not a curated record
AUGUCUAUCUGCACACUGUAUGUGCGCAACUUGAACGAGCGGCUGUCGCACCAGAAGCUCCGCUCGGCGCUAGAGCAGCUGUUCAGCGAGCUCGGAGUAUCUAUCGUGGAAAUAAGGCUGUUCAAAAAUCUACAAUUAAGAGGACAGGCCUUUAUUACGCUGAAGUCGCACGAAGACUGCGUGCGUGCGAUUGAACAACUCAACACAAAAGUCCUUUUUGACAAGCCAAUGGACAUGUACAUUGCGAAGGCGAACAGUGACCUGGCAACGCGAGAACGUAUGGACCAGUCCGCGUAUGAGCAAUAUCUACAAGAACAGCGCGCACAGAGACUGGAAAAACGAACAAAGAAACGAAAAUCGACGCUACAGACGCCAGCGACGGUCAAGAAACGCAGAAUUCCAGGAGCCAAGGCUGCAGAGCCUCAUAAAAUUCUGCUGAUCUCCAACGUUCCCAGCUCUGCUACCAGGGAUCAACUGGAAUCUGUCUUCGAGAAGUUUACUGGCUUCCUGAACGUGAACAUCGUGCACAUCCGCAAUCUCGCGCUUGUGGAGUUCCGCUCAGACCUCGAGGCGGCCCGGUGUCUGGAAAGUCUGGGAACCUCGAUAAAAAUCAAUGACACAGACUGCUACGUACAGUUCGCCAAAAAAUAA